Molecule: messenger RNA, 1267 nt
Organism: Plasmodium vivax (malaria parasite P. vivax)
Lineage: Eukaryota; Apicomplexa; Aconoidasida; Haemosporida; Plasmodiidae
Product: p53-related protein kinase, putative
Exons: 6
Coding region: 342-1046 (234 amino acids)
Biological process (GO): protein phosphorylation
Cellular component (GO): nucleus; cytosol; EKC/KEOPS complex
Molecular function (GO): ATP binding; protein serine/threonine kinase activity
Source: RefSeq, a predicted model, not a curated record
GUGAGGCCACUUUCACCCUUCACAAAAAGCGAUUGAGCGUCCCUCUCGCGAAAGCCAGUUUAUCACCAUUUAGUGUGGACAGAAAAAAAAAAAAAUAAAAUAAUAAAAUAGGUGGGAAGUAGGCCGAUUUCACUUCCUCUCGAGAGCGACCCUCCCUUCGUUGCCAAAACGACUUUCGAAGCAAGCCAAUCGACGAGGCUACUUCGCGUGAUGAGGUCCGCCAAAACGUUCCCGCAAAGAGAAGAAUCGGGAUGAUCAACUGUACGUUUUAUUAACUACCGCGCGAAUUGACCAUUCGAUGGAAAGGUGAGAAAAAACUACUCAUCCACGAAGAAGUAACCAUGGAGUUCUCCCUCAUAUCAGCAGGAUCCGAUGCGAAAAUCUACAAGUGCGUUUUCAUCGGGAAGGAAGCAGUGAAGAAGGAGAUCUUCCGAAAAUAUUAUCGGCACAAAAAAAUCGAUGCGAAGAUCCGAAAAUUGAGAGUCUCUAACGAAAUCAAAUUUACAAAAAAGCUAGCCAGCAUAAACAUAGAUGUACCGAUUCUCUACUUCGUUGAUGUGAAUGAGAAAAGCUUAUAUUUGGAAUACGUCCAGGGGUGCACCAUUAAUCAGAUUCUUAAGAAUGUAAAAGAGUACCAACCCAAUGUCCCCAAAAGCAUAGGCAGAGUGCUAGCGAAAAUACACAAUGGGAAUGUAAUUCAUGGGGACUUUACAACGUCUAACUUGAUUUUGAGGAACUCCUGCCUUCGUGAUGGAUGCACCAUUUGGGAUUCCUCCACCGGGUUGCCUUACCAGCUGGACGACGCGGACUCGAUACGCCUCUGCGUGAUUGACUUCGGUCUGUCGUUUUUGUCCGCCUCGGUCGAGGACAAAGCGGUCGACCUGUUCGUCCUUCUGAAGGCCAUCAAAAGUUUCCACAGCGAGUUCGCGCUCCUGGAGGAGGACAUCCUCGCGGGGUACCAAACGAAAUCGAACAACUUUGACGAAAUAAAGAAGAAGUUAGAAAUAGUCAAACAGAGGGGACGCAAGAGACCCAUGGUUGGAUAGUACCACCGUGUUGGGCACGGAGAGGAAGAAAUAACCCGGACGGUGGGUCCUUCCAUCUGGAUUAACCCUCCCCCUGUGAUGUGUACAUUGGUGGGAUACACUCGGGGGUACCUGUUCAUUGGUUCCCACACGGACAAUCCUCUCACUCCGUAGUUAUAGCUUUGUGUGCAUACGUGGUGACGCAUGCUUUGGCUCCUCCCCGAAGAGGAGUUCCUUUCCCC